Thamnophis elegans (Western terrestrial garter snake) is the source of this 4240-nucleotide messenger RNA. It is a transcript of the gene PAPSS1, whose product is annotated as 3'-phosphoadenosine 5'-phosphosulfate synthase 1. The transcript has 12 exons. The record is from RefSeq and is a predicted model, not a curated record. Lineage: Eukaryota; Metazoa; Chordata; Lepidosauria; Squamata; Natricidae. The coding region runs from base 1646 to 3520 and encodes 624 amino acids. Gene Ontology annotation, biological process: 3'-phosphoadenosine 5'-phosphosulfate biosynthetic process; sulfate assimilation. Gene Ontology annotation, molecular function: adenylylsulfate kinase activity; sulfate adenylyltransferase (ATP) activity; ATP binding.
AAGAAAUCAGAUUGUCUUUGGAAGCUGCAGUAGAAUCAGCAUAUUAGUUCAGCGGAAGGACAUGGGAGAGUUAGCAGAGUGGAAUACUUUAAUUGUAUUGUAUCCAGAUAAAGUCUGGAUACUCAUGCCUAACUAAAACAUGAUUUCAUUUUGGUUUACUCAAUAAACUUAAUUUGAUAAAUUCUCACGUAACAAUAAUUCAUGUUCUAGAAGAUACAGUGGAUAAGACCAUGCAUACUAAAUCAAACCUAGCAAACAAUAAUAUGGCUUUUUAUUAACUGCAAGCUCAGUCAUUGUUCAGUACUUUGUUUUUGGCUGUAUUUUCUUGGUGAAGACAGGCAGAUUUUAUAUGGUAGUACAACAGCAUUCAAAAGAAAUGCUUCACAAAGUGUAUUAGGUGAGCAAAAUAAAGCUUUUUUUUUUUUUAAGCUUUAUAACAACUUUGUUUUCUGGAAACCUGACACAACUAUUCUUUCCAUUUGUUUUCCUCAAGUACUACUAUUACCAAACUCCGUUAAAAAAAUAUUGUUCAACUCAUCUCAAUUUUUUCAAAAUAAUUGUUUCUGCUGAAAACAUAAUCACUACAGAGAGUGAUUAAUUGGGCAGAACAAACCAUUGGUUGCCCCCAAAUACCACUGGAUGACAUUGCCAGGUCUCUCUGUUUCAGCAGAGUAAGGACGAUACUUAGGGAUGAUUCACACCCUGGUCAGUGUCUGGCCAGCAGAGCUGGCUGGAGAAUUCUGGGAGUUGAAGUCCACAAGUCUUAAAGUUGUCAAGUUUGAAGACCUCUGCCUUGGGAGGAUCUCAGGGUUUCCAUCUAGUUUCCUGGAAAGAAAAACAAACCUAUCAAAAUUUGUUUUAUUUUUUAAAAAAGUGCUGUCUAUUCCAAAACACAGCUUUUCCAAGAUGAAUUUCAGCACUAUAUGGGGUUCUGCGUUACAGCCAUGGAAGCUAAACGAGAAGCAAACACUUUCCUUAAGUAAUCCAGUUAACUGGGUGUCAGGUUCGUUUUAACUACCAUCCUAAUUUAGAAGAGAGAAAUGAAGCCAUGCUGAGGCAGCCGGGGAAAAAAAUAUCCCUCCCUGCCUCCCGCUAAAAUCCGCCGGGGAAUCCCGAUCCUUCACUCUCCCCUCAGCCCCGUCUUCCCCCCGCCCCAAGCUCUGCGAAGGCCAUUUUCCCCACGAACGAGACGAGCCCGUGCAGGCUAGAGUGGCCAACCGGAAGCCCCCGGCCUUUUCUCCUGAAUUGGAAGACGUCGUUUCCCCCGUCUAACAGUAGAGUCGGCUUGAAAAGCCGGCUAGGCGGACCCUGCGCUGCGCGGAGGCCUGAGGGGUUGGGGGGGAGAGAAAGCGGACGGAAACGGUGGGUACGCGCGCAGCCUCGGUUCGCUGCUCGGUGCGGCGCGCGCCCCACCCACUCGCACCCCGCCUCCCUUCCCUCCAUCUCUCCGCAUCUCUCCAACCCUGGUCGGCAGCAACCCGGGAAAGAUCCUCUGAAAGUGCCAAGCCGGCAUCUCGCAACCUUUAGCGCCGCUCCUCGCUUUUCUCGUGUUCGAAGUCCCCGCCUGCCUUAUUUGUCCUCUCGGCAUCCCUCCCGCCGCCUCUGCCUCCUGCUUUUUUUUUUUUUUUAACCGCGCCCGCCGCGAAUGGAUUUGCCCACCAGCCAGUGCAAAAAAGUCAAGCUGAGCAACAAAGUGCAGAGCUGGGGGAUGCAGAGAGCUACCAAUGUCACCUAUCAAGCCCACCAUGUUAGCAGAAAUAAGAGGGGCCAGGUGGUGGGGACCAGAAGUGGAUUUCGGGGAUGCACAGUAUGGUUAACAGGACUAUCUGGAGCUGGAAAGACCACUGUUAGUAUGGCACUUGAAGAAUAUCUAGUAUGCCAUGGCAUUCCAUGCUACACUUUAGAUGGUGACAACAUCAGACAAGGCCUCAAUAAGAAUCUAGGUUUUUCACCAGAAGACAGAGAAGAAAAUGUACGUCGGAUUGCUGAGGUUGCUAAAUUAUUUGCGGAUGCUGGCUUGGUGUGCAUUACUAGCUUUAUUUCUCCUUAUGCCCAGGACCGCAACAAUGCAAGACAAAUUCAUGAAGUAGCAAAUCUUCCUUUCUUUGAAGUAUUUGUGGAUGCUCCAUUGUAUGUUUGUGAACAGAGGGAUGCGAAAGGCCUCUAUAAAAAAGCUCGUGCUGGUGAAAUUAAAGGUUUUACUGGCAUUGACUCAGAGUAUGAAAAACCCGAAGCUCCCGAGUUGGUACUCAAAACUGAUUCCUGUGAUGUCAAUGACUGCGUUCAACAAGUUGUGGAACUUCUACAAGAACGGGAUAUUGUACCAGUGGAUGCCUCUUAUGAGGUGAAAGAACUAUAUGUGCCUGAAAAUAAGCUUAAGCUGGCCAAAACAGAUGCAGAAACAUUGCCAACUCUGGAAAUAAAUAAGGUUGAUAUGCAGUGGGUUCAAGUUCUUGCAGAGGGAUGGGCAACCCCACUUAAUGGCUUUAUGAGAGAAAGAGAAUAUCUUCAGUGCCUUCAUUUUGACUGUCUACUGGAUGGUGGGGUCAUUAAUUUAUCAGUGCCUAUAGUGUUGGCAGUUACAGAAGAGGACAAGGAAAGACUGGAUGGAUGCACAGCUUUCGCCUUGCUAUAUGAUAAUCAGCGUGUAGCUAUUGUUCGCAAUCCGGAGUUCUAUGAACACCGAAAAGAAGAACGUUGUGCCAGACAGUGGGGAACAACAUGCAAAGAGCACCCAUAUAUCAAGAUGGUUAUGGAACAAGGGGAUUGGCUUGUGGGCGGUGAUCUCCAAGUCCUGGAUCGAAUUUAUUGGAAUGAUGGUCUUGACCAGUACCGUCUCACACCGGCUGACUUAAAGCAGAAGUUCAAAGACAUGAAUGCUGAUGCUGUCUUUGCUUUCCAGUUGCGCAACCCUGUGCACAAUGGACAUGCCCUGUUGAUGCAGGACACACACAAGCAGCUUCUGGAUCGAGGUUACAGGCGCCCAGUUCUGCUUUUGCAUCCUCUGGGUGGCUGGACAAAGGAUGAUGAUGUUCCUCUGAUGUGGCGAAUGAAGCAACAUGCAGCAGUGCUAGAGGAAGGAAUAUUGAAUCCAGAAACAACUGUUGUGGCCAUAUUUCCCUCUCCUAUGAUGUAUGCUGGACCAACCGAGGUUCAGUGGCAUUGCAGGGCGAGAAUGGUGGCUGGAGCAAACUUCUAUAUAGUGGGCCGAGACCCAGCUGGAAUGCCACAUCCUGAGACUGGGAAAGACCUCUAUGAUCCAACCCAUGGUGCCAAAGUCUUGACUAUGGCACCAGGUUUGAUAACAUUGGAAAUUGUACCUUUCAGAGUGGCAGCAUAUAAUAAGAAAAAGAAGUGCAUGGAUUACUACGACUCAGAACACCAUGAAGAUUUUGAAUUCAUUUCAGGAACUCGCAUGCGCAAACUGGCUCGAGAAGGUCAAAAUCCUCCAGAAGGUUUCAUGGCUCCUAAAGCGUGGACUGUCCUGACAGAGUAUUACCAAUCCCUGGAAAAAGUUUAAGCUGCUCUUGUUCAUUGAGAUCAACCUUUGACACUUGAUUUAUUGACAGGACAGGGGACCACUCAGUGAUGCUGCUUUGUUGCAGCCUUCAUCAGAAAACCAUUCCUAAAUAUCUUCCUUAAGAACCAUUCUAUGAUUUUCUUACAUGUUUUGUUACAUAUUGCUAACAAACUUGUUUUUUAACGUCUUCUCUUUAUUUACGUUUUUAUUAUAGUAGGGGUUUUUUUUUAAAAAAAAAUCCUUUGUUUUAAUAUUCUAUUUACUCCUCUUAGUUGACCUGUACUUUUCUGGGAUGCUGAAACUUACUUUUUUUUCUUUUCCCUUUAUGUAAUGGAAUUCCAACACUGUGUUUUAUAGUUUAAGGAAUAACUAUUAUAAUCUGAUUACAUGAGCUAGAAAAAGGUGUUGAAUUUGAUCAUCAUAAAAUGGAUUUUAAUGUACUACAGUUGUACUUUUCGGUCUGGACUUUGAGGUUCUUAUAUGGAAUCUCCAAAGUAACCAUGGAUGGGAAAUUAAACAUUGUUUGAUAAAUGUGUGAUUUUUAUUUUUGCCUAGCUUUUUCUUAAUCAUGUAUAAAAAUUAUGGGAAAUACAACAAGGCAUCCUGAUUAUAUGGAUCACUAAUUUUGUUUCAUGUGUUUCUGGUGGUUGUAACACUAUUGCUGUCUUUCAAACUUUUGUUUUAAACUUUUCUGCUCAAUAUAGUGCUCUUUUAAAAUUA